Messenger RNA from Pistacia vera, 761 nucleotides. Its product is annotated as putative H/ACA ribonucleoprotein complex subunit 1-like protein 1. Lineage: Eukaryota; Viridiplantae; Streptophyta; Magnoliopsida; Sapindales; Anacardiaceae. Gene Ontology annotation, biological process: ribosome biogenesis; snoRNA guided rRNA pseudouridine synthesis. The transcript is spliced from 4 exons. Bases 1 to 591 code for a protein of 196 amino acids. Gene Ontology annotation, cellular component: box H/ACA snoRNP complex. The record is from RefSeq and is a predicted model, not a curated record. Gene Ontology annotation, molecular function: box H/ACA snoRNA binding.
AUGAGACCCCCGAGAGGUGGAGGCAGUUUUAGAGGCGGAAGGGACGGUGGCCGUUUUGGUGGCGGCGGAAGGGGCGGUGGCCGUUUUGGUGGCGGAAGGGGCGGUGGCCGUUUUGGUGGUGGGUUCCGUGACGAAGGACCUCCUGCUGAAGUUGUUGAGGUAGCUACUUUUCUUCACGCAUGUGAAGGUGAUGCAGUUACGAGACUCACGAAUGAGAAAAUACCAUUCUUUAAUGCUCCAAUCUAUUUGCAAAACAAAACUCAGAUAGGAAAAGUUGAUGAAAUUUUUGGUCCGAUCAAUGAAUCUUAUUUUUCAAUCAAAAUGAUGGAAGGCAUUAUUGCAACUUCAUAUAACCCGGGAGAUAAGUUCUUCAUUGACCCGGGCAAGCUUUUGCCCCUUGCAAGAUUUCUUUCACAACCAAAGGGACAGCCUCAAGCUGCUGGAAGAGGUGGCCGUGGGGGAGGCAGAGGUGGCUUUAGAGGUGGCUUUAGAGGUGGUGCUCGUGGAAGGGGUGCUCCAAGAGGGGGCAGAGGUGGACCACCCAGAGGUGGUGGUCGUGGUGGUGGCUUUAGGGGCAGAGGAAGGUUUUAGAACAUUGUGUAGUGCUACUAGUGCUUUUGUACCUUUGUGUUUUCAUCUUAAGUUGGAAUGGGCUUACAACAAUCAAAAUCUGAAUUGUGAUUUGAGUAUUGACUGCUGGUUGUUAAUGACCAAUUUUUGUUUCAUAUUUAUAUUAUUCUCAUCCAUAUCGUGUUCAUGAA